GCGCACGAGGGACGAGGGCGGCCCUGCGUCACGUGGCGCCCAGCCGUCUGAUUCAGAACAGCGUUCAAGAGGGGCUCUCCUAUACCUCCCGUGUAGCUCCGUCCUUGUUGCACUCAUAGUGCAGGUAGCACCCCAUCCCGCCCCGCCUUGGCGCGCCAACCAGCGUCCCGCAUAUCAGCCGUGAUCGGGGACCAAAGGCAGCGCGCCCAAUUUAUCAACGCGCACGCCAAGGCAGACCGUAGCUGCCUCGCCGCGCUCGCCGCGUGCCCUACGUGAGCAGGAUGAGCAGCUUUGUCUGCUUUUGAUCGCGGCCCGGGGGGCCCCGGCGUGCCACGCUCGCGUGCUCGCUAUCGCGCUCCACUCCCUCGUCGCGCGCGGACCAUGUCGUCUGCCUGAUUCGCUGCCGCGUCGCAAACGGACACCGCCGGACCGCCGCGGGGUGCGCAAGCCAAGCAAACGAUUGCUUUUAGACCUGGAGGUAUGCGGCAAUGUCGUUCCGGCUGGCCAGACCGCUGCUCGUCGCUGCCCUGGCCCUGGCCCUUUACGUCUGCGGCUCAACCCCGGCGGCGUUGUUUGGCGAUGUCAUCCCGAUGGACAUCAAGUCGUGCCCGUCAACGCCUGACAUAAUGCAGUUGAACAACUUCAGCACGUACCGGAUCGGCAAUUCGUUCCUCGCCUCGCUCAUCAUAGAUGUACCCAGGGCGGUGGCUUACUUUAGCAAGAUGGCGUUAAAGUUGACGCAGUGUCCGACCGGCGCGCCCUGCAAGCAAUUCUACACACUGAGGUACAGCUCAGGCGUCUGCAACUUGUUAAAGGACCGGAACGCCUUCUGGGGCCCCGCCUUUACGGACGCCGAGCCGCCCAUGCGCUGCCCGUUGGAGAAGAGGGUUUACAUUCUGCGGAACGCCACCUUGUCCGUCGAAAAAUUCGCUAUCUUGUUCAGAGCGAUCAGCCCGACGGCUCUUCGCGAGGCCCUGUGGAGCUCAAAGCUGGAAGUGUGGGACGAGAAGGACAAGCUGCUGGUGUGCGCCAUUAUCAAGGUCAAGUACUUGGAAAGAAAGCAGUAGUGGAAGUAACUAAUGUGUUCGGUGCACAGCACCCAAUCAACGUGUUAGCAAACGCGUCUGUCUCAGAGGCGAGGCGGCAAAGGAUUUUGACGCCCGAGAUUCUCGGCGGGGACUUUUGUACUUUUGUACCUCGUCGCCUGAUGUCUGCCCGACGCUCGUGCGUUAUCUCCGGGCUGCGUCUGUUUUUAAAAGUACCGUCUUCAAAGAAAAAAAU
Molecule: messenger RNA, 1281 nt
Organism: Frankliniella occidentalis (western flower thrips)
Lineage: Eukaryota; Metazoa; Arthropoda; Insecta; Thysanoptera; Thripidae
Exons: 5
Coding region: 489-1067 (192 amino acids)
Source: RefSeq, a predicted model, not a curated record